Messenger RNA from Halteromyces radiatus, 2469 nucleotides. RefSeq lists its product as uncharacterized. The coding region runs from base 1 to 2469 and encodes 822 amino acids. The record is from RefSeq and is a predicted model, not a curated record. The transcript is spliced from 5 exons. NCBI's taxonomy places the organism in Eukaryota, Fungi, Mucoromycota, Mucoromycetes, Mucorales, Cunninghamellaceae.
AUGGGUGCCCUGGAAUUAUUUGAAGCUUUGUCCAGCCAUGAUACUGGUCUAUUAUCAAUUCAGUCUGGAGAUGAAUCAAACCAAUCGAACGAUGUCUCUUACGCAUUCAGCCGUGUCAUAGAAGCUGUACAAGAUAUCCCUCGCACAGAUUUGGCCUUCCGAUUGGAAAUAUUGAAAACUAUCAAACGAAUCUUUACUAUGUAUCCUUCAACUCGUGAUGUGUUUCGGCUUUCAGGUGGUUAUGUUGGUCUAGUCUCUAUGAUUGUGGCUCUAGAAAAUGCUUUUACCGAUGGAUCAGAUUUUAUUAAACUAUCAGAUCAACCGCAUCAACCUUUAGAUCAUCAUAAAUUGAAACAAACUCUCUCUCAGGUGUUGGAAAUGAUUCUCUUUGUCUUGAUGGAAUCCAUGCGCGAUAAUGAUGUGAAUCGACAAUAUUUUUCAAAGGAAGUUGGCUAUGACACUUUACAAAAUGCUUUACGCUUGACUGGUGCCCUUACUUCUGAUGGACUUGCCGCCCCAUUAUUUGGUAUGCUAUUCUCAGUUAUGGUUCAAGAUGAAACAAUGUGUGGAUUGUUUACUGGACAACAUGCCAAUGUAUUAGUCGAUGCUGGUACUCUGGAUCAUUCAACACUUUUACAACAUAUUGAUUAUACAUUGAACGAUGCCUUGGUGGAUAUUCAUAAUCCAGAUGUGGCGCUCACCAUUCUUCAGCUACAGCAAUCCGUGACCUGGGAUCAAGAAUUAGCGAAUGCAGUUCUAGUUGCUCUUUAUUCUUUGAUAAGAGGUAACAGACAGAAUCAAAUCAAAUUGAAUCGGAGUGGACUCGUCCUUUUAGCUUUGCAACGUGUCUAUCCAAGAGGACCCACAGAAAAGCAUCCUUUAUCUCUAUGUCAAAUCAAGAAUGUGGAAACUGAAAAAACAACAAAUUUACUUUUACAAAUUAUCAAGAAACUGAUGGCUAUGGGUAUUGGUGAUAAGGAAUUACGUUAUCUAUUUCAAUGUUUUGGUACAGAUGGUUAUCUAACUGAUUUAGAGGACCCUGCUAUUGAUGGACUAGUGGACUUGAUUCUUCAUGGAAUGAACCGAAGUCGAUGGCCUAAUUUUAUUCAAUUCGAUGUCUCUGGAUCAACAUCAUCAAGACGGACAGCUUCUUUGGAGUUUUCAGCUUUACCAAAUUUCCCACCUUCUGCUCCUGGAUAUACGAUAAUGCUUUGGAUACAUAUUGAACGAUGGAAUAAUGAUGCCAAUAUGACUAUAUGGACAUUAUGGGAUGAUCAACAACAUCUGUUUUUCCAUGUGUAUCUUGAUGCAAGUACUCGCAAUCUUCACAUUCAUUCUGGUACAAACAAGGUGGACUGUCGAUUUGAGUCAUUUGAAUUUAAACCUGGUUUUUGGUACCAUAUUGGACUGGUACAUCACAAAUCAAGAUUGGGAGCUAGUCUUAAUGGCGAUGCACUGAAUCUCUACUUCCACCUUGGUGCUCGAUACAAAUCACUCUAUCAGGAUUCUCUACGUCAGUUCCAAACUUACGAAGCAUCCACUGCGUUAUUUUUGAAUCUUCGUGGUAUUACCAAACGACGUGAAAUGAAUAAAAGUGUACUAGCCAAUGUAAUGCGUGGAGGGACAACGACUAUGUUACCGGAGAACAAGAUCCUACUUGCAUUAAUUGCAGGAAAUACCCUUGCCUAUGGUGCACAAACUGGACUUACAUUGACUGGAUUAAGUGAAGAAUGCUUGGAUCGGAUUGAAACAGAUGCUGAUAUUAGAUACAUGUUGUUGAACUCAGCUAUUCCCAAGAUUGAACAAGCCAUUUAUGCAACAAAUUCAAUGGGUACUCUACAUGGAAAUCCUGGUAUAGCUUAUCCUUUUGGUCUGGAUGAAUCUGUUUGGAAAGUGGGUGGAUGUGCUCUUGGUUUGAAUUUGGUACAACGUUCAGAGUCAUCUCUCAUGCUGAUCAAAUCCAUUGAACUUCUUAUUGAAAUGAUUCGAUAUUCUUGGAGAAACUCGGAUGAUAUGGAACGUUGUCAUGGUUAUGAAAUCCUUGCUAGUAUCUUGAAACAGAAACGUGAUCUAAUCACCGUUGAUCUUUUUGAACUCUUGUUACAUUUUGUUGGAAAGAAUAGCUCAUUGCCCGAGGAAUCUGUGAUCAGUAAUCCAUAUGCUUAUAGAUCAGUGAUACUCAACUUUGAAAUUUGGAAAAAAACAAGUAUCCCUGUCCAAAAGGCUCAUCUCGAUCAAUUCAUUCUCUUUAUGGAAACUAGCAACAAACAUACAUUCAAUUUGAAACGUCUUUUGAAAGUUCAUCUUGUAAAGAAAAUGCUACUGGCGUUCCGAAUGAAUAUUUAUGCAAAGGAACUGAUUCCCAAUGUUGUGAAAGCUCUCAAGGCUGUGGUACUUAGUAGUUGGACAACUGAAAGCAUUCGUGCAAUUGCUACAUUUUUGGCAUCUACAGCUCCCAAUGGUAUGUAA